Messenger RNA from Pseudomassariella vexata, 1833 nucleotides. RefSeq lists its product as uncharacterized. Lineage: Eukaryota; Fungi; Ascomycota; Sordariomycetes; Amphisphaeriales; Pseudomassariaceae. The transcript is spliced from 3 exons. The record is from RefSeq and is a predicted model, not a curated record. The coding region runs from base 1 to 1833 and encodes 610 amino acids.
AUGGCCGACGACGAGUCUAGUGAGCUCUCAUCCGUGUCUUCUCUGUCGGAUGCACCUCCUUCUGAAGACGAGGGCGGCAUUGAGCUGAAGAAGGAGAAGGGCAUUUUGAAGUUCUUCCAUAAGGUCAAACCUGGCCAAGCGACCGAGAAGAAGACCAAACCCGAGACACCAGCACGACCACCGUCGCCCGACCACGAAUAUAUUCUCGCGGACAAUCCAGACAUUGCACAGUUCUUGACAAUGUUUCGGUCACGAUUCCACGAUGCAUUCCCCAAGUCGAUGCCCUCUUUUGGCCCACAAGAGCUGGAGCGGGACGUUACAGAGCCAGUAGUUGGCCAGCGAGCCGAGCACUUCCUCUGCGCGAUCUUGGGUCUCCUACUGAAUCGAAAGAACGACGUGAAGCCUGGACACUACAACAGAGCUCUGGAAGAUGCUAUUUCAACGCACAAGAGCCAAUGGCCCAAGGAAUGGAAGGAAAAAAGCCCGUUGUCGGGCGGGGGAUCGUUUGCUGCUAUGGACCCGACCGAGAGGCUUAGACUCUUGCGAACGCUCGUUCUCUGGACACUAUCAUCUUCAGAGGUGGUCAAGGGCAUCAUCAACCAAUCGUACAAGCAGACUCGACACGAUGAUGACCUUAACCAACCUCUUUCGGUGCAGCCGUGGGGCUCUGAUAGCGACAAGCGACGGUAUUUCCUGAUCGAGGGUCUCGACGACACCAGUUUCCGCGUCUACCGCGAGAGCAACCCUGUCGGUUUCAACAGAACGUGGUGGAGUGUCGCUGGGAGCAUCGAGGAGCUCAAUGCUCUGAGCGACAAGCUCAUCUCGCUCGACGGAGGGCCGAAGGCGAAGAGGCUUGCUCAGCAGAUGAUGCUAGCCGUUCCUCGAUUUGAGGCCACAGAGGAGAAGCGAAGGCGGCGCGAAUACCGCCAGCAGCAAAAGGAGCGCUUCAAGCGUCCCGAGCCUGGCUUCUCCAUGUACGAAGGUCGGACGAGAGGUAAACGCAUGAAGUAUACCUACUCUGAAGACGAGGAUUUCUUGUCGGAUUCUACGGGCGUUCGCCGCUCUACGCGCAAUACCGGAUCCAACACUCCCGCAGAGCCUGCCGGUCCUGUCACUACGGCGAGUGGACGCCAGAUCAAGGCACCUUCCCGCAUGACGGUCGAUGCCUCGAACAACAUUGUCACAACCAGCCCUGAACGAGAUGAGGAGGCCAAAGCUACAUCGAAAGAGUCAUCUCUCGGACCAACAGGCCGUCCCAGACGGUCUGCCGCUGUGAAUCACGGUACCAACGGCUGGGCGUCGACCCGAACUCGAGGGUACAACUCCAUGGACGAUGAGGACGAAUCUCCAAGCGAGCCGGACCUUGGUGAUGACGAAGAAGAGGAGCAUGUUCCAGACGACAGUAAUGAGGAGGAAGAAUUCGACGAGGAAAUGGCCGACGAAGAUGACCUGGGAGACGCCCCUUUAAAUGACAAUCCCAAGAGCAUGGUGGUCAAGCUCAAGGUGCCGAGUAAAGAAGCCCAGGAACGCAACGGAUCGAAAGUCAACUUUGACAAGUUUCGGUACAAUGGGUCAGACUCGAAGACUGACAAAGCGGCGGCAUCUGAAGCCAUGAAUGACGAGAAGACGGAGGAAUCCAUCUCGGUUGCGCCUCGGAAACGGGCCACACCAGAUUCCACUGUCCAAACUUCGCGAGGCUCUUUUGGGUCUACUGAACGACUGCCUCCGCCGACACCGGCAUCGAACUCGCUGCAUUCCACGUCUUUGGCUUAUAGGGAAAGCCCAGACAAGCUGCAGGCGAAACCGGUCUCUCGAGUCGAGGCGGAAGAAUAG